CAGUUCUAAUUUAGCCCAAAAAGUACACCUGCAACGAGUAAUGCAUAACAGUGUUACGUGGAGGAAAGUUUACCUUUUUAUUUUUUUCCCAAUUUUGCUGUUCCUCAUCCAUUUCCGCCAUUUCUUUUCCGCCACUUUUACUAUAUAUUUUCUCUCUUCACUUUAAUUCUUUAGCUUAGUCCAGUUCCAAAUCGAAAUCCCAAUAACAUGUCUAAAAUUUUACUCUUCCAAACUGUUCAUUCAACGCCCAGAAUCCAUCCCAGAACUGUUACUUCCAUCCUCUCAAAGCCUCUUAUAAUCCCAUCAGUUUCCAAAUGUUACUCUCCCAUCUCUCCAUUUCAUUCCAUUUCUUUGCCAGCUCUUAAACACCAUUUCCAUAGCCCAAGCUUUUCGUUCCCUUCUUCUUUUUCAACUCGAGCUUUCGAUGAUUCUUCGUCUUCUAUCGAGACCCAAAAUGAAAAAGAAGAAAAAGUUGUUGAACAAUUGGAGAUCGAAGAGUAUCCUAGUGGGGAAAUGGAGUAUGAGAAAAUUAGUGGGUGGAAGAGUUUCGUUGUUAAGUUAAAGAUGCUUAUUGCUUUCCCUUGGCAAAGGGUUCGAAAAGGCAGUGUUUUGACUAUGAAACUGCGUGGCCAGAUAUCUGAUCAGCUAAAGAGCCGUUUCUCUUCAGGACUCUCUCUGCCACAAAUUUGCGAGAAUUUUGUAAAAGCUGCAUACGAUCCUCGCAUUUCCGGUGUCUAUCUCCACAUAGAACCUUUGAACUGCGGAUGGGGAAAAGUUGAAGAAAUUCGAAGGCAUAUUUUGAACUUUAAGAAAUCAGGUAAGUUCAUCAUUGCUUACAUCCCUGCAUGUGGGGAGAAAGAGUUUUACCUUGCUUGUGCCUGCGAAGAGAUUUAUGCACCACCAAGUGCUUAUUUUUCUUUGUAUGGUCUGACUGUUCAAGCUUCAUUCCUUGGAGGAGUUCUUGAGAAAAUUGGAAUUGAACCACAGGUUCAAAGGAUUGGUAAAUACAAAAGUGCUGGGGACCAACUUACACGGAAAAGUAUGUCUGAAGAAAAUUGCGAGAUGCUUACUUCAUUGCUUGAUAACAUAUAUGGGAAUUGGCUGGAUGUAGUUUCCUCUUCAAAAGGAAAGAAACGAGAAGAUGUUGAGAACUUUAUUAAUGAAGGGGUCUAUGAAGUAGAAAAGCUAAAAGAGGAGGGAUUCAUAACAAAUAUACAUUAUGAUGAUGAGGUUAUCUCAAUGUUGAAAGAAAGGCUUGGUGUCCACAAGGAUAAAAAGCUUUCUAUGGUUGAUUACAAGAAAUACUCCAAAGUUAGGAAGUGGACUCUCGGUUUAACAGGUGGUAAAGACCUAAUAGCUGUGAUCAGAGCUACUGGGAGCAUUAGCCGUGUGAGGAGUCCAUUAAGUUCGCCAAGUUCUGGUAUCGUUGCAGAGCAAAUCAUUGAGAAGAUUCGUAGUGUCCGAGAAUCAAAAAGAUACAAGGCUGUUAUCAUACGAAUUGACAGCCCCGGAGGUGAUGCUCUUGCUUCAGAUUUAAUGUGGAGGGAAAUCAAACUUUUAGCUGCAUCGAAACCUGUCAUUGCAUCCAUGGGUGAUGUGGCUGCUAGUGGAGGAUAUUAUAUGGCUAUGGCAGCUCAAACUAUUGUUGCUGAAAAUUUGACUUUAACUGGUUCAAUUGGAGUUGUCACAGGGAAGUUUAACUUGGGGAAACUAUACGAAAAAAUAGGAUUCAAUAAGGAGGUCAUUUCAAGGGGAAGAUAUGCUGAACUUCUUGCAGCUGAGCAGCGACCUUUCAGGCCGGAUGAAGCUGAGCUUUUUGAGAAGUCUGCGCAGAAUGCUUAUAAACAAUUUCGAGACAAGGCUGCAUUUUCAAGAUCAAUGCCUGUAGAAAAGAUGGAAGAGGUUGCACAAGGUAGAGUCUGGGCAGGUAAAGAUGCAGCAUCACGUGGUUUGGUUGAUGCUAUUGGGGGACUUUCUCGGGCUAUCGCCAUAGCAAAACAUAAAAUCAAGAUACCACAAGACAGGCCGACAACACAUUUUCAUUUAUCAGAAUAAGCAUCUUUUGUUGUCUUGCUCGAGCCAAGGGCAUUUAAGUUAUUCUUCAUCCGAAACAACUUUUACUAAGAUAGUGUUUUCGUGCUUUUGGAAAUAUUUGAUGUAUGUGGUAAUAAUGGAUUAGGUUACCCUCGUUGAGUUAUCGAGACCAUCGCCAACACUACCAGAGGUGUUAAGUGGGAUAGGGAGCUCCAUAGUCGGAGUAGACCGAACGGUAAAAGAACUUUUGCAAGACUUGACGUUUUCCGACGGGGUUCAAGCUCGGAUGGACGGAAUUAUGUUCCAGAGAUUGGAGGGAUUUCCCAAUGCUACCCCACUCAUCAGUUUGAUAAAAGAUUACCUCAGUUCACUUUGAUCUUAAACAACUAUUUUGGGGGGGGGGGAUAUUUUUGCUCUUUUGUCAAACUAUAUUUAAAUUCAAAAAAUCAUGAAGUUACCUUUUUUAUGUUGAAACUUUUUUUUUUAUCCCUGUAAUGUUCAAUAUAUGUAUUUAAUAACAUUGUUUGCGGUGGUGUGAUUGAGGAUAUUUUAUAAA
Molecule: messenger RNA, 2590 nt
Organism: Gossypium arboreum
Lineage: Eukaryota; Viridiplantae; Streptophyta; Magnoliopsida; Malvales; Malvaceae
Product: serine protease SPPA, chloroplastic
Exons: 13
Coding region: 208-2055 (615 amino acids)
Cellular component (GO): membrane
Molecular function (GO): peptidase activity
Source: RefSeq, a predicted model, not a curated record